This is a messenger RNA of Microthlaspi erraticum, 1074 nucleotides long. The record is from the annotation of a GenBank genome assembly. Lineage: Eukaryota; Viridiplantae; Streptophyta; Magnoliopsida; Brassicales; Brassicaceae.
AUGGCAACUCCUGCAAGAAAGAGACUAAUGUGGGACUUCAAGAGACUGCAGAAAGACCCACCCGUUGGGAUAAGUGGAGUUCCACAAGAUUACAAUAUCAUGCAUUGGAAUGCUCUCAUCUUUGGACCUGACGACAGUCCAUGGGAUGGAGGUACUUUCAAGUUGACUAUUCAGUUCACCGAGGACUAUCCAAACAAACUUCCAGUAGUCCGGUUUGUUUCAAGGAUGUUUCAUCCAAACAUUUACGCUGAUGGAAGCAUUUGCUUGGAUAUCUUACAAAACCAAUGGAGCCCAAUAUACGACGUUGCUGCAAUUCUCACGUCGAUACAGUCUCUGCUUUGUGACCCAAACCCUAAUUCGCCAGCAAACUCGGAGGCUGCAAGGUUGUUCAGUGAGAACAAGCGAGAGUAUAACAGGAAAGUAAUGGAGGUCGUGGAGCAAAGCUAUCUCAAUAUUGCUAUGAAGAAGAAUUCGAUGAGGAAGAACAAGAAAUUGGUAGUAAAUAUCGCUCAAAAAAAAGAAGCUCUUGCUUCAAAGUCGGUGGGAGCUGACCAUGAUCUCGGUUCCUCAAGAGAUGAGGAUCAAAGCAAAAUUGAAUCAUCAGAGAGACGAAAAUACGUGUUUCACAAGGUUUAUUCCAUUGAUGAAGAUGAGGCAAUUGAUGAUGUUAGAGAUGGAGUGAUGCGUGAGGUUGAGGUUGGUACAGGUUUAUCAGGCGCAUUAAAGCGUCUCAGAGAGCAAGGAACUUUCAAGGAGAAGAAAGGCAAGCUUGUUGUUGGAGGUGUUACGGACAAUUAUGGAGAUGACAGAUUCAGAGAUGCUUUUAAGGACAUUCGGAUUGAGAGAGUGGAUGAGCAUGGCAGGAUGUUGAAUGCGAGAGAAGCGUUUCGGUUACUGUGUCACAGAUUCCAUGGGAAGAAACCUGGGAAGAGGAAGGUAGGAAAACGGAAUAGGAAACACCAAGAUCAGUCGAAGCAGAUGGAAUCUUCAGAAAGAGCUGUGGAAAAAAUGAGACAACUUCAUGCCGGUUUAAAGACUCCUUACAUUGUUCUUUUAUCUUUUCCUGAUUCUUGA